CCGGACAGGAAACCCCUCGAAAAUGAAACCCAACGAAAACAGUUUUUUUAACGCAUGCGCACACGCACUGGAACCAUCUUACUGUAUCCGAGACGCCUAGGCAUUUUGAGGACACGACUUUGUUUGAGGGUAACUUUCUUGGACAGUAGUGAUCUAGGACAGAGGAACACCUAGAGCCUAGCUGGUGUCUAACAUUUACAGUUGAAGAUGUUGAGCUACAUGAUCAUCUGCUCUACACUUCUCAUGACCGCUGUAACGGUCCGAGCACAAUGUGAGAGACCUGAUUUUGGGGAAAACCGGAUUUUGACUGAAGACCAACAGACUUUUCCUGAUGGAUCCACUGUAAAGUUCCAAUGUUCCACUGGUUAUGUUCCUGUGAAAUCAUCAGCUUCCAGAUCAAUCACCUGUACUGGAUCCCAGUGGAGCGAACUCGAACUUCAAUGCAAAAAAAGACCCUGUGGAAGUCCUGGCGAGAUUCCCAAUGGACAGUAUAGAUAUCAACCUACAGACGGAAUUUCGUUUGGUGCAACCAUCACAGCAGAGUGUAAUGAAGGUUAUAUGCUUGUUGGACCACAAACGAGAAAUUGCAGAGAAAAUGGCUGGGAUGGGAGAGCUCCUAUAUGUGAAGUGACGAAGUGUACAAAGCCUCCCGGUAUAACAGAUGGCACUUUUGAACCAGAGGAUGACUCAUAUGAUUAUGGACACGCAGUCACAUACUCUUGUAACAGAGGUCUUGAGCUUAUUGGACUUCCAGAAUUAACCUGCUCUAGUGAUGGAACUUUUCAGCCUUCUCCUCCUCGGUGUCUGCUUGUGUCCUGUGAGAGACCGGAAAUCCCAAACGCAGUUAGAACUGAAGGAAAAUCACCACCUUAUAAAUAUAACAACUUUGUCCGCUACCGGUGUAAUAAAGGCUACAGAAUGAAUGGGUCUGAUUACCUGACCUGUACGGAAGAUGGGUGGAAUCCACCUCCUCCUCAGUGCAAUGUUAUUACGUGCCUAAAACCUCCUGAUAUAAAGAAUGGAACAUUUAACCCCCAGAAGACGUUAUAUGAAUAUGGAGAAACAGUCACAUGGUCUUGUAAUCAAGGUUUUAGACUUGGUGGAGCUUCAACAAUAUCAUGUACUGAUAAUGGAACAUUUGAGACGUCUCCCCAAUGUCUGGAUAUCACCUGUGAUUCACCAUCUGUCCCAAAUGCCGUUGUCAGUGGAAGCUCACCUUACAGAUAUGGUGUCUCAGUCCAAAUCGUGUGUAAUGAAGGCUACAGAAUAGAGGGGUCUAAUAAGCUGACCUGUGCAGAAAAUGGAUGGACUCCAUCUCUCCCUCAGUGUAUCGAUAUCACCUGUGAUUCACCAUCUGUCCCAAAUGCCGUUGUCAGUGGAAGCUCACCUUACAGAUAUGGUGUCUCAGUCCAAAUCGUGUGUAAUGAAGGCUACAGAAUAGAGGGGUCUAAUAAGCUGACCUGUGCGGAAAAUGGAUGGACUCCAUCUCUCCCUCAGUGUAUCGAUAUCACCUGUGAUUCACCAUCUGUCCCAAAUGCGGUUAUCAGUGGAAGCUCACCUUACAGAUAUGGUGUCUCAGUCCAAAUCUUGUGUAAACAAGGCUACAGAAUAGAGGGGUCUAAUAAGCUGACCUGUGCAGAAAAUGGAUGGACUCCACCUCCUCCAAAGUGCAGCAACGUGAUCUGUGAUAUACCUCAAAUUGAACAUGGAUAUAUUAACAGCACAGCAGAAUAUUUUGUAUAUAAAUCAUCGGUCCGGGUCCACUGUAACCAGGGAUACAAGACGGAAGGGUCUGAUUACCUGACCUGUGAGGAAAAUGGAUGGAAUCCACCUCCUCCACGGUGCCACUUAAACGUGAUCUGUGAGAGACCUCAAAUUGAACAUGGAUAUAUUAACAGCACAGAAAAAUAUUUUGUAUAUAAAUCAUCGGUCCAGGUCCACUGUAACCAGGGAUACAAGAUGGAAGGGUCUGAUUUCCUGACCUGUGGGGAAAAUGGAUGGAAUCCACCUCCUCCACGGUGCCACCUAAGUACUUAUAUUUGGAUCAUUUUAAUUCUCAUAGGACUGCUGGCUUUAGGUUGUGUCAUUUUCUACUGCUACAAGAAAAAUAGAAAAAGUAAAGUACCUAAAGUCUGUUCCGAACCUGAAAACUGUUCUCUGGUCAAUUUGUCCUUCUUCGAUCAUACAACAGAGGACUCUUCACCAAAAGGCAUGUACUGAUUGAAACCCAUACACAUCCCAGAGUCUCUCCAGCAACGGAAUCUGGCCAAGAUUUGGUUGAGUGUCCAGACACCUUGUUUUAAGGGUAACUUUCUUGGACGGUAGUGAUCUAGGACAGAGGAACACCUAGAGCCUAGCUGGUGUCUAACAUUUACAGUUGAAGAUGUUGCGCUACAUGAUCAUCUGCUCUACACUUCUCAUGACUGCUGUAACGGUCCGAGAAAAAGACUGUAUGAGUCCUGACUGGAUUACAAAUUGAAAAUAUAUAUUUCAGUAUCCAGGGGAAACUUUGCUUGGAGCAACAAUCACAGCAGAGUGUAAUGAAGGGUAAAAAUUGUUUAUCCAUAUUUGGUUCUGCACACAUGUAUCUGCACAAUAAUAGUGAAUAAACAGACUGUGGGUAAAUAAGCAGACUAUGUAAUGUAUACAAACUAUACUGCACUACUACAAAAGUUUGGAUACUUUUAAAAUAAAAUUGUUUCCCGAAACGAGCAGCCUUCGUUUAGAACAUAGGAGAAGCAGUUAAGAAGAAUUUUAAUAAAAGCCUCCUGGGUGAAGCUUCUCAUGAAGGUGGUUGAGAAAAUGCCAAGAGUGUUGAUCACCACAUAAUUCCAUAUUUGUGUUUAUUCAUUGUGAUAAUGUCUUAAUGUCUUUAUCCAACUUUUACCUGGUGGUGUAAAAUCAAAAGUGUUGCAGAUAAUACAAAGAUAAGACUAUAUGUUAAUACACCUAAUGCAGCUUUUUGACAGUCUGCUUGUCAUUAUUGGGAGGCCAUCAAAGUUGAACAGACACGUCCUUUCAGUUCAUUAUUUGAAAGAAGAUCUAAAGGAAAACACUACUCCAUGAUGCUUCAGUCUUUACUUAAUACAUAUAUGAAAGCCCCAGUUCUGCUGAAGAAAAGCAGCCCUAAAGCAUGAUGCAGCCACUACCAUGCUGCUUCUUUGGAAAUUGGAAUUUUUGGAAUCUCAUCAGAUCAUAACACAUUUUUCCACAUGGUUUGGGGUGAUUUAGUUGGGACUGGAUUUUUUUGUGAGAUAGGACUUCUGUAGCCACCCUACCCCAUAGCCCAGACAUGUGAAGAAUACGAGAGAUUCAGAUAUUCCUACAGCUCCUUUAAUGUUUCCAUAUGUCUCUUUUCAGACUCCCUGUGAUUAAGUAUCCAAAGCCUCAGGGUAUCAGAAAUGGAGCCUUUGGACCAGAGAUAGACAAACAUAAUUACGGAUAGAUUGUCACAUACUUUUGUGAGAGCGGACUUAAACUUAUUGGACCUUCACUGUUACAAUGCUCUGGUGAUGGAAAUUUUCAUCCUUCUCCUCCUCGGUGUCAGCGGUAACUUUCUUGGACAGUAGUGAUCUAGGACAGAGGAACACCUAGAGCCUAGCUGGUGUCUAACAUUUACAGUUGAAGAUGUUGCGCUACAUGAUCAUCUGCUCUACACUUCUCAUGACUGCUGUAACGGUCCGAGAAAAAGACUGUAUGAGUCCUGACUGGAUUACAAAUGGAAAAUAUAUAUUUCAGUAUCCAGGGGAAACUUUGCUUGGAGCAACAAUCACAGCAGAGUGUAAUGAAGGAUAUUUGCUUGUUGGUGAACCAACUAGAUAUUGCAGAGAAUAUGGUUGGGAUGGGAGAGCUCCUGUAUGUGAAGUGAUUAAGUGUCCAAAACCUCAGGGUAUCAGAAAUGGAGCCUUUGGACCAGAGAUAGACACAUAUAAUUAUGGACAGAUUGUCAGAUACUUUUGUGAGAGCGGACUUAAACUUAUUGGACCUUCACUGUUACAAUGCUCUGGUGAUGGAAAUUUUCAUCCUUCUCCUCCUCGGUGUCAGCAGACCUGUGAUAUACCUGAGAUAAACAAUGGCUAUGUUUGGCUACGUCAACUUUUUUUGUAUAUAACUCAUCAGUCCAGGUCCAAUGUAACAUUGGAUACAAGAUAGAAGGGCGUAAUUUCCUGACCUGUGAGGAUAAUAGAUGGAAUCCACCUCCUCCACAGUGCCACUUAAUUGGUCUUGUUUGUGGUGGUUGCUGCUUCUUCUACUACUGCUGCUGCUGGAAGAAACGAACGAUUCAACUUGAUUCCAAACCAUAAGACGAUUCUGUAGUUCUCCACCAUUUAUAGACCAGAGGAAUCUUCACCAAAAAGCAUGUACUGACUGACUGAGACCCAUACACAUCCCAGAGUCUCUCCAGCAACCUAAUUUGAUCAAGAUUGGGAUGACAACUUGCUUUACGAUACUGAAUAACCUUAGCAUUUAUGUACAAAUAUGUAUGGUGGCCAACCAUCAAGGGAAGUCCCACAACGCCAUCGAGUCACCGGAUUAACUUUACGUCCUAUAAAGGAAGCCAGCUUACCGGCAAGAAGGGGAGAAACGGCAAAGCUCAGUGUUCUCCUCUUGGAUUAUACAAGCAAUUACUUUUUCAUGUUGCCUUGCCUGAUCUUGCCUGUGAUCAUUUUCGUCGCAUUGAGGAAUUAUCGGAAGUUGUGCAUUAUUUUCCUUUUCUGAGUCACAGAACAUCAGUGCUUCUCACGAGCUCCCAGACUGAGGCGUGUUACCGGUGAGGCCGUUCCGACACAUACACUCACCCACGCUACCCUGGACCUUUACUGACAAUUCAAACGCACUCACACAGUUUUGUACAUUGUCUAUAAUUUGCUGUUCUCUGUAUUUUCUUUAACUUUUUGUAUAAUACAGUUUGGGUUUUAGCAGA
This is a messenger RNA of Ictalurus punctatus (channel catfish), 4924 nucleotides long. RefSeq names its product C4b-binding protein alpha chain. The transcript has 27 exons. The record is from RefSeq and is a predicted model, not a curated record. Bases 208 to 2220 code for a protein of 670 amino acids. Lineage: Eukaryota; Metazoa; Chordata; Actinopteri; Siluriformes; Ictaluridae.